ACUGAAACAUGUAUAUUGUUUUUCUUUUCAUUGCAAUCUCAGUAAUGGACGAAAUCCCAAAAUUUGUGAAAAUGUUGAGCCGAGAUGCUUGCCGUUCUAAUAUCUUGGAUGUUCCUAAGGUUUUCACCAAGAAAUAUGGUCAUCGUAUUCCUACAACUAUUAAGAUUGUACUGCGCACUGGUUACACCCUCUGGUUGGAUUAUGAUAAGAAAAAGAGUCAAUUUUUUGGUAUCAAAGAAUUGUUCUCUGAUUUUUCUGUAACCGGUGGUCAGUUGCUAGUCUUUACAUAUUCUGAUGGCUUUAUGUUUGAUUUGUGCAUAAUUGGUGUUGACGGUGGGGAAAUCCAGUAUCCUCCUAUUGUACAUAAGCUCCAAGAUUGUUCUCCACAGAAUGUUUCAAUUCGUGAGAUUGGAUGGAGUUUUAUUCGCGGUAUUACAACUGGUCCCAAAGUUGUUGAUGAAGUGGUUAGUGAUUUUUUUUGAAUUUUAUUUAAUUAUUUUUGUUUGUCAAAGAUCUUGAUUUUUUAUCUAUUUUAAUGUACUGUGAAUGGCUAAAUUUUUUAAUUGGUACUGUUGGGUUUUAUUUUUUAAUGGGUUAUGUUUUUGGUUAAGGAGCUGCCUACUUCCUUUGUUGAGCAUUUGGGUAGGUAUAUUCCAGCAGACUUGGAAAUAUCUGUGAGUUGUGGUGUUAAGAUUCUUGGUGGAUAUAAUCGCAAGGAAAAGAAAAUCAAUGGGUUGUCUAGUCUGUGCAACAUGGUGGGUUAUCGUCACUUGAACUCCUUUAAUGUGUUGCUCCUAACCUAUUAUGGUCGAGAGAAGUUCACUGUCUCGGCUUUUGAUUCGGCCAUGGUAGAAAUCUUUGUGAAAGUUAUCCCUGCUGUUCAUGUUGAGAGAUUUGCUGUUUUGGAGCCAUCAUUUGAAAUUGUUGUCCAACCCUUCCAUUUGCUUCGUUACUCUUAUGGAGUGGACAUUCCUUCAAAGUUCAGCAAGCUUUCUGAUCGAUGGGAUCGUCUUGACUACAUUACUGUAUAUGAGGGCAAACGAUGUUGGAAGCUGCAAGUUCGUGCCAGGAGACAUGGAAAUCGAAUGUGCAUACAUGAUGGCUGGAUCAAGUUUCGCUCGGACAUGCGUCUUGCUGUUGGUGACGUAAUGAAGUUCAUUUGGCAGAGUGAAAGCAUUCGUAACUUUGAUGUGUUGGUGCUGAAGAAAGUCCAAAAUGCAGACUGAUUGUGUGUGUCCCAGACUCUUGUUCUUAACUUUUGGUUUUUUGUGGUAUAUUCCAUGAAACAAUAUUCUUAGCUUUUAGGUUUAUCUUGACUGACUUAAUUAAGGUAUUAGUACUCCU
Daucus carota subsp. sativus is the source of this 1344-nucleotide messenger RNA. RefSeq lists its product as uncharacterized. The record is from RefSeq and is a predicted model, not a curated record. Bases 597 to 1226 code for a protein of 209 amino acids. NCBI's taxonomy places the organism in Eukaryota, Viridiplantae, Streptophyta, Magnoliopsida, Apiales, Apiaceae. The transcript has 5 exons. Gene Ontology annotation, molecular function: DNA binding.